Mirounga angustirostris (Northern elephant seal) is the source of this 4632-nucleotide messenger RNA. RefSeq names its product G protein-coupled receptor 158 (gene GPR158). The record is from RefSeq and is a predicted model, not a curated record. Lineage: Eukaryota; Metazoa; Chordata; Mammalia; Carnivora; Phocidae. The transcript is spliced from 12 exons. Gene Ontology annotation, cellular component: membrane. Gene Ontology annotation, biological process: G protein-coupled receptor signaling pathway. Gene Ontology annotation, molecular function: G protein-coupled receptor activity.
GUCCAAGUUUCCUUCUCUCUGAGCCACAAACGCGCUGCUUCUCCCUUCACUCCCGCCCACCCCUCCCCCACCCCCUCAGGUUUCCGAGUCGUCAGGGAACGCGAGUGGGUGAAAGAACUCCGCGCUGCUGCAUCCCGAGCCACCGCCUCCUCCUGCGCCUCCUCCGUGCCGCCUCGGGUUCAGCACUGGACAGCUCCCGCCCCAGCCCAACAAACGGCAGUGGGCUGAUUGACAGAGGAGCCGACCAAACAGAGAACAAGACGGCUUGGGGCCGCCCCUCAAGGGUUUGGUUGCGGCCAAGCUGCCUCUUUAAACCGGCUUUCCUCCAGAGCAGGGGGAGACAGGAGUGUGGCUUGUGGCCAGACCUGAGGGCUCCAAUUAACCAGUUGCCUGGUCCUAUAAACUCCAGAGAGACAAACGUCUUAAAAGAAAUCUUCGCUCUCCUGGACUCAGUCCUGCGCUCGCGGUGCGGAUCUGUGUGCGCGCACUCCGCGCCUCCCGGCGAAGCGAACGAGGAGGAGCCAGUGCCGGGAGGCGGGAACGACCUGCCACGGGUGAGAUGAUGGAGCCGCGUCUUUGGCGGCCGCGGCGGCAGCAGCAGCAGCAGCAGCUCUUGAACACACCUCAAUGAGAGCGACGGUGGAAGCUGCUGAGCAGAAAGACGUAAGCAGGCUAACUAUAGCCGCCGGGAGCGAGAGGGGAUGUGACCUGUUCGGCUGAAGGCUGUGAGGUGCGUAAUCCCGAGCCGACCCAUUAUGGAACGGGUGCAGCCGGCGUUGCCACAGGUGAUUUGAUUUCCUGUGACGGUAGCUUAACCAGCCGGGCCGAUUCCGAAACACUCUUAUUUUAAAGUCCUUUUCGACUGGGUGCCGUCUGGAGAAGGGAGCCGACUCCUAGUAAAAGUCUUACUGUUGAUAAACUGACGACCAAAUUUUUAAAAAGUGUCUCCCGUUACCUCCUUUCGUCUCUGUGAAGCAGAUGGGAGCCAUGGCUUAUCCCUUACUCUUCUGCCUCCUGCUCGCUCAUCUGGGAUUGGGAACUGUUAGCACCAGCCGCGACCCUCCGGGACGGCUGGAUUCCCCUCGAGAGAGAACCCUGAGGCUGAAGCAGCACGCCCAGCAGCCGGCUCGAGCCUCUGCCUCGGACCCCUCGGCUCCCUGGAGCCGCUCCACCGACGGCACCAUCUUGGCGCAGAAACUCGCCGAGGAGGUGCCCAUGGACGUGGCCUCUUACCUCUACACCGGGGACUCCCACCAGCUGAAGCGAGCCAACUGCUCCGGCCGCUACGAGUUGGCGGGCCUGCCGGGGAAGUCGUCAGCCCUAGCCAGCUCCCAUCCCUCCUUGCACGGGGCGCUGGACACGCUGACACACGCCACUAACUUCCUCAACAUGAUGCUGCAGAGCAAUAAGUCGAGGGAGCAGAACUUGCAGGACGACCUGGAGUGGUACCAGGCACUGGUGCGGAGUCUCCUGGAGGGCGAGCCCAGCAUUUCCCGGGCAGCCAUCACCUUCAGCACCGAGUCGCUGUCCGCGCCGGCCCCGCAGGUUUUCCUCCAGGCCACCCGCGAAGAGAGCCGCAUCCUGCUCCAGGACCUGUCCUCCUCGGCACACCACCUGGCCAACGCCACGCUGGAGACCGAGUGGUUCCACGGCCUGCGGCGCAAGUGGAGGACCCACUUACACCGCCGCGGCUCCAAUCAGGGGCCCCGGAGCCUGGGCCAUAGCUGGCGGCGCAGGGACGGGCUUGGCGGGGACAAGAGCCACGUCAAGUGGUCUCCGCCUUAUCUGGAGUGCGAGAACGGGAGUUACAAGCCUGGGUGGCUGGUCACUCUGUCCGCUGCUUUCUACGGGUUGCAGCCUAACCUGGUCCCGGAAUUCAGGGGUGUUAUGAAAGUUGACAUAAAUCUUCAGAAAGUGGACAUUGACCAAUGUUCAAGUGAUGGCUGGUUUUCAGGAACUCACAGAUGUCACCUUAACAAUUCAGAGUGUAUGCCAAUUAAAGGUCUAGGAUUCGUGCUUGGAGCCUAUCAGUGCAUUUGCAAAGCAGGAUUCUAUCAUCCUCAAGACUUCUCAGUGAACAACUUUCAGAGAAGAAAUUAGUUGCCUGAUCAGGAGAUUUCAGGAAGUGCAAAAGAUGUGUCAGAAGAAGCCCAUGUCUGCCUACCCUGCAGGGAGGGCUGCCCUUACUGUGCUGAUGACAGCCCCUGCUUUGUCCAGGAGGAUAAGUAUUUGCGACUUGCUAUCAUCUCCUUCCAAGCCCUGUGUAUGCUGCUCGACUUCGUUAGCAUGCUGGUGGUCUACCACUUUCGCAAAGCAAAGAGCAUCAGGGCAUCAGGCCUUAUCCUGUUGGAAACAAUUCUUUUUGGGUCUCUGCUUCUAUACUUUCCAGUUGUUAUUUUGUACUUUGAGCCAAGCACAUUUCGCUGUAUUCUCCUCAGAUGGGUCCGUCUUCUCGGUUUUGCUACUGUUUAUGGAACUGUCACUCUCAAGCUUCACAGGGUUUUGAAGGUGUUUCUUUCACGAACAGCCCAGCGGAUUCCAUAUAUGACUGGUGGACGGGUCAUGAGGAUGCUUGCAGUAAUACUUCUGGUAGUAUUCUGGUUUCUUGUUGGCUGGACUUCAUCUGUUUGCCAGAAUUUGGAGAGGCAGAUUUCACUUAUUGGCCAAGGGCAAACAUCUGAUCACCUCAUCUUCAAUAUGUGCCUCAUUGAGCGCUGGGAUUACAUGACAGCAGUCGCUGAAUUUUUAUUCCUCUUGUGGGGUGUUUAUCUCUGCUAUGCAGUGCGGACAGUGCCAUCAGCAUUUCAUGAGCCACGCUAUAUGGCUGUUGCAGUUCACAAUGAGCUCAUUAUCUCUGCUAUAUUCCAUACAAUUAGAUUCGUUCUUGCCUCAAGACUUCAGUCUGACUGGAUGCUAAUGCUAUAUUUUGCACAUACUCAUUUGACUGUGACAGUCACCAUUGGGUUGCUUUUGAUUCCAAAGUUUUCACAUUCAAGCAAUAACCCCCGAGAUGACAUUGCUACAGAAGCAUAUGAAGAUGAGCUAGACCUGGGCCGGUCUGGGUCCUACCUGAACAGCAGCAUCAACUCCGCGUGGAGUGAGCACAGCUUAGACCCGGAGGACAUUCGGGAUGAGCUGAAGAAACUCUAUGCCCAGCUGGAAAUAUAUAAAAGGAAGAAGAUGAUUACAAAUAACCCCCACCUCCAGAAAAAGCGGUGCUCCAAGAAGGGCUUAGGCCGUUCGAUCAUGAGGCGUAUAACUGAGAUCCCAGAGGCGGUCAGCAGGCAGUGUUCCAAAGAGGACAAGGAAGUCACAGACCAUAGCACAGCCAAAAGCACUACCUUGGCCAGGAAGAGCCCACAAGAGUCUUCAGGUAACACUGGGAAGCCCAAAGAGGAGUCCCUGAAAAACCGGGUCUUCUCCCUAAAGAAAUCGCACAGCACUUACGAUCAUGUGAGGGAGCACACGGAAGAGUCCAACAGUUUACCAGUGGAAAGCCAAGAAGAGGAGGCUACAGAACAUUCCACACUGGAGUCUCUGUCAAGUAAAAAACUAACACAAAAACUGAAAGAAAACAGUGAGGCCGAGUCCACAGAGUCUGUGCCUUUGGUGUGUAAGUCAGCAAGCGCUCACAAUCUCAGCUCAGAGAAGAAGCCGGGCCACCCCCGAACAUCCAUGUUGCAAAAGUCUCUCAGUGUCAUAGCAAGUGCCAAGGAGAAGACUCUUGGAUUAGCUGGGAAAACCCAAACAUCAGGCAUGGAAGAUCGUGCUAAAUCCCAGAAACCUCUGCCAAAAGAUAAAGAAACAAACAGAAAAUACUCAAAUUCAGAUAACACAGAGACUAAAGAUUCUGCCCCCCAAAACUCCAAUCAUGUGGAGGAGCCAAGAAAACCUCAGAAAUCUGGGAUUAUGAAGCAACAAAGGGUCAACCCGCCCACUGCCAAUUCUGACAUGAGCCCAGGCACCACCCAGAUGAAGAACAACUUUGACAUAGGGGAAGUGUGCCCUUGGGAGAUUUAUGACCUGGCCCCUGGUCCCGUGCCUUCAGAAUCAAAAGUUCAAAAACACGUAUCUAUUGCAGCUUCUGAAAUGGAGAAAAACCCAACUUUUUCCUUAAAGGAGAAAUCUCAUCAGAAGCCCAAGGCAGCUGAACUGUAUCAGCAAACCAAUCAGAAGAGCAUAGACAAGGCUGAGGUAUACCCUUGGGAGAGCCAAGGUCAGCCUGGUUUUGAAGAUGAGAAGCCUUUGAUUUCCAAGACUCAGGUUCCCCCAGGGAGAGCCAAAGAUGAGAACGGCGGUCAGCAUUAUGCAGCCAGUGUGUGUGCUGGGCAAUAUGAAGAACUGCCCCCCAAAGUUGUAGCAUCAAAAAUCGAGAAUGAAAAUCUCAACCCAACGGGAGACCAGAAUAAAAAGACAUCUUCCCCUGAGGAAAAUGCGCCCGGCUGCUAUAACUCAAGUAAUAACUUUCAGCAGCCUUUAACAUCACGAGCUGAGGUGUGUCCUUGGGAGUUUGAGACCCCAAAUCAACCAAAUGCUGAAAGAAGUGUAGCUUUACCUGCCUCUUGCACUCUAAGUGCAAAUAAGAUGGCAGGGCCUCGGAAAUAAGAGGUGUGGGAUACUUUUAGAGUGUAG